AUGCAGGCUCAUGAGGUGAAGAAAGAGCUUCAGAAGUCAUUGCUCGAGGCUGAAGUGCCCGAUCACGUCGUCGUAAAUUGGCCAAAGAAGGAGCUGCCGUCGUCGAAUAGCAUUUGGGAUGAGUUCGGCCCCGUCGUUCGUAUCUGCGAUAACCAACGCGUGGAGGUGCAGGAGUCGGAUGCGAUCACGAUCAUCUUUGUGGGGUGCAAAAAGUGCAGCACGCCUUAUUCGUGGACUUCGUCUUGUGGUACUAAGUCGUUGCGCAAGCAAAACUGCCCGCCGAAGUCAGUCAAACAGAUGCUCGUGAAGUCGUGUGCCGCCAUGUGCGCCGUCGACAUGUGCCCAUUCGCCAUCGUCUCCGACGAAGGCUUUCAGUCCUUAUUGCAGACGGUCCUGGAUAUUAGCGUCGCUUCCAAGAACCCCAUUCGGAUUAAGUAUCUUCUCAGCGAUGAGGUGACGGUCAAUACGUAUCAGACGCUUUGCCAAGUCCUCAUCACCGAACUUCAGGCGCACUUUCAGGACAGGAUGGACGUCGGGUGCACUCUCGAUAUCUGGACUGAACCAUUGACUAGCAUCGCGUACAUGUCGGUGACGAUGCACUACAUUGACGCCGCCUUCAAGCAUUACGCCCGCAUCCUGCAGGUCGACCAAUUCCCAGGAGUGUCACACACAGCCGUGGCCAUUCUCAAAACCUUCAAACACUGCAUCAUCUCGUUCACGAGGGAGUUCGACAACAUGAAUGGGCCGGUCAAGGAGCAGAUCAAGCGCGUUGCCAUCCCGGUCGUCCUUCCUCGCCGCUGCAUCAACAAUAUCUCGAGCAACGACGAUGACGAUGAUCAGGACGAUAUCGACGGCGUUCUGAACGCGACGACCUUAAAGAUCCUACACGGUCUCUUCAUCAAUCAUCUGAAACCUUCCACGGUGAACAUUUGGAUGUUACUCCGUUCGAACAUGGACCUGAUCAAAUGGAAGAAGUUAUGA
Marchantia polymorpha subsp. ruderalis is the source of this 981-nucleotide messenger RNA. NCBI's taxonomy places the organism in Eukaryota, Viridiplantae, Streptophyta, Marchantiopsida, Marchantiales, Marchantiaceae. The record is from the annotation of a GenBank genome assembly.